Bursaphelenchus xylophilus (pine wood nematode) is the source of this 288-nucleotide messenger RNA. The record is from the annotation of a GenBank genome assembly. NCBI's taxonomy places the organism in Eukaryota, Metazoa, Nematoda, Chromadorea, Rhabditida, Aphelenchoididae.
AUGAAUCAUUUGAUUCUUGAGCUCUCGUCUUGUCUGUUAUUGGGUUCUUGGCGUUUCGAAAACUCAUCAGUGGCGACCAGUGACUCAGCGCGUGGACCGGACCUCCGGCCGCGACGGCCGUCGAUCUCCCAGCUGGUCGAUCCUGGCACUCAUGGUGGCGGUCAGAGAUUGCCACGGCUGCGGAGCUGGCUCUUGGCUCCGGCUCUGAGCGGCUCCGGCUCAUUCGUAUGCAACAAGGCUCCGAGCCUUGUUGCAUACGACUUGGCUGCAAAAACGUUGGGUGUAUGA